Molecule: messenger RNA, 759 nt
Organism: Phragmites australis (common reed)
Lineage: Eukaryota; Viridiplantae; Streptophyta; Magnoliopsida; Poales; Poaceae
Exons: 6
Coding region: 144-575 (143 amino acids)
Source: RefSeq, a predicted model, not a curated record
AGUUAUCCACAUCUCUCUUUCGCCUCGGCGCUCUCCGUUUUCCGGUGGUUCCCGCAGUUCAGUGUAGCACUAUGAGGAUCCCGAUCGGUGUUCUCCAGGUCUGGGGCCUUGUUUAUUAAAACAGCUUAAUUCCUGUUCCUGUCAUGGGUAUGGAGCAUUUGAUGAGUUCUGCUAAUCCGUCCUCAGGUUUUGUGUGGCAUGAGAAUGAAGCAGCGGAGGAAAUGAAAAGGCUAGAAGGUCUGAGGGCAGAAUCAAAGAUGGGAACCUGCCAAACAACAGAAAGCAGAGAUGGAACAAUCAGAUGUCCGAUUCCGUGCAAAAGCAGCAGGUGGUAUAGGGAUCGUGAUUUUAGAGCUGCACAAGAUCUUUCUGAUUUCGUUGUGAGCAAGGUUUCCCCUCCAUACUUUAUGGGAUCUUCACCAGUUCGUGCAACCAAUCUUCUUGUCCAUGAUACACAGUUCUGUGCAUGGAAGGUGCAAAGCGUUGAUCAGUCACUUGGAGUUCAAAUACCAACCAGGGGUUACAAUGCUCGCUAUUAUGUGAGGGAAGGAUCUGUUACAAAGGCUUUAAGUUAAAGUUAUCAGUUUCAUGACCUCUCAGAACAUUCCAGCUGAUGUGAAGUUGUAACUCGCCUUCCUCAGCAAGGCCAAGUGUACAUAGAGUCGUCACCCUUUGAAGGUGUCUUUCCGAGUCUUUUGCGAUAGGUCAUUGGCAGUGUUGUAAAUACCUUUUUGUUCACUUUUGUAGUUAGCAAAGCUA